AGAGAACUUCGAACUCUGGCGAGCCCAGGAGACUUGGAGUGAGACGGAGAAAAAAAGACUCAAGGAAUAUAACACUGAGCACAUGGUAUGAGGGGAAAAUGCCCAUUAACUUCACAGUGGUGCCGGUGGAGGACACCCCAAUUUCAAAUGCAGACUAUGAUGGAGAGAUAAUGAAAGAAGAGGACAAGGAGGAGCCACACACGGCAGCAGGACCCUACUUAGGUGACGAGACUCCCAGAGAAACCAGCUCAUUAAUCAGUACAGAUCAUGAUGACAGCAUUUACGGCAAGAAUAUGGCUCUCUAUGAGGAUGAGAUGGACAGCACACCGAUGGUAUCAUCCCUCCUCAACAAACUAGCCAACUACACCAACAUAACCCAGGGGGUCAUCGAGCACGAGAAGGCGGAGAGUGAGGAUGGGAUUCAAAGGGUCACCAUAAAUGGCCCUCAGAUGGGCACAUUUAUAGGUGUGUUCCUGCCCUGCAUGCAGAACAUUCUGGGUGUGAUUCUUUUCCUGCGGCUCACAUGGAUAGUGGGUUCCGCGGGAAUCAUGGAGGCCCUUGCUAUCGUCUUCAUGUGCUGUUCUUGCACCAUGCUGACUGCAAUUUCAAUGAGUGCCAUUGCGACUAAUGGUGUAGUGCCUGCUGGUGGUUCAUACUACAUGAUCUCCAGAGCAUUAGGCCCAGAGUUUGGAGGAGCAGUGGGUUUGUGUUUCUACCUGGGCACCACAUUUGCAGGUUCUAUGUACAUACUUGGAACCAUGGAAAUUUUUUUGACAUACAUAAUGCCCAAUGCAGUUGUGUUUAAAGCAGAGACUGGAGAGCCAAAUGGAAUGCAAAAUAACAUGCGCAUUUAUGGGACAUGCUGUUUAGCUAUCAUGGCUCUGGUAGUAUUUGUUGGAGUGAAAUAUGUCAACAAGCUGGCCUUGGUCUUUCUGUCCUGUGUAAUGCUGUCAAUUAUGGCCAUCUAUGCAGGAGUCAUCCAAUCCGCCAUCAAGCCUCCCGAUUCUCAAGUCUGUCUGCUAGGCAACCGCACUUUGCAAAAUUCUAAGUUUGACAAGUGUCUAAAGACAGAGGUCAUCAACAACGUAACCACUCCCACCAAACUAUGGACGCUUUUUUGUGAAGGUGAUUUAGGAAAUGCAACAUGCAAUGAAUACUUCACCCAAAACAAUUUAACAGUGAUUCAAGCUGUUCCUGGCUUGCUCAGCGGGGUCAUAUCAGAUAACAUGUGGGCACACUAUGGACACGACAAGACAAUAGUGGAGAAGGAGGGAAAGAGUUCAGAACAAACUUCGGAUAACACCGGUGACAUUUCAUAUUAUGUCCUCAAUGACAUCACUACCUUCUUCACCCUCCUGGUUGGAAUCUACUUCCCUUCAGUUACAGGAAUCAUGGCUGGGUCGAACAGGUCUGGAGAUCUUAGAGAUCCUCAGAGGUCCAUUCCCACUGGUACCAUUAUGGCUAUUGCAACCACUUCUGUCAUCUACAUUUCCUGUGUGGUGUUAUUUGGAGCAUGUAUUGAUGGUGUUGUGCUGCGAGACAAGUAUGGAGAGUCAGUUAGAGGAACUCUAGUUGUUGCCACACUAGCUUGGCCAUCUUCAUGGGUGAUUGUGAUUGGCUCAUUUUUCUCCUGUUGUGGGGCGGGGCUACAGAGCCUCACCGGUGCUCCCAGGAUCCUACAGGCUAUAGCUCGAGAUGGCAUCAUGCCAUUCUUACAGGUGUUUGGUCACAGUAGAUCUAACGGUGAGCCAACCUGGGCCUUACUCCUAACUGCAGUGAUCUGUGAGAUUGGGAUCCUCAUUGGUUCCCUGGAUAAUGUUGCUCCCAUCCUCUCAAUGUUUUUCUUGAUGUGUUACCUCUUUGUAAACUUGGCCUGUGCUGUCCAAACACUUCUACGCACCCCAAAUUGGAGGCCAAGAUUCAAGUUCUACCACUGGUCCCUCUCUUUUCUUGGGAUGAGCCUGAGUCUCUCCCUCAUGUUUGUCUCAUCGUGGUACUAUGCUUUGGUUGUCAUACUGAUUUCUGGAUGCAUCUACAAGUACAUUGAAUACAGAGGGGCAGAGAAGGAAUGGGGAGACGGGAUUCGCGGAUUAUCCCUUAACGCAGCUCAAUAUGCUCUAAUAAAACUGGAGGAGGCGCCACCCCACACCAAGAACUGGAGACCUCAGCUGCUGGUGCUCCUAAAGUUGGACUCCAACUUGGGGGUAAAACAUCCACGUCUGCUCUCCUUUAACUCACAGCUGAAGGCUGGGAAAGGCCUGACCAUCGUCUGCUCAGUGCUGGAGGGCACCUAUAUGGCUCGUGAAGCAGAAGCUAAGCUCUCUGAAAAGAAUAUCAAAGCGGCCAUGGCAAUGGAGAAAACAAAGGGUUUCUGUCAUGUGGUGGUGUCCUCUAACCAGCGGGAUGGUUUCUCUCACCUGAUCCAGUCUGCAGGCUUGGGUGGCAUGAAACACAAUGCAGUGCUGAUGGCCUGGCCCGCCAACUGGAAACAAGCCGAGAGCUCCCUCUCCUGGAAGAACUUCAUUGAAACCGUCAGAGAGACAACAGCUGUCCACCAGGCCCUAUUAGUGGCAAAAAACAUCGAUACAUUUCCCACAAACCAGGACCGGUUAGCUGAGGGUACCAUUGAUGUCUGGUGGAUUGUCCAUGAUGGUGGUCUACUCAUGCUUCUUCCUUUCCUGCUCCGCCAGCAUAAGGUUUGGAGAAGGUGUAAGAUGAGGAUCUUCACAGUGGCUCAGAUGGAUGACAACAGCAUCCAGAUGAAGAAAGACCUACAGAUGUUCUUGUACCAUCUGCGUCUUGAUGCUAAGGUGGAAGUUGUGGAAAUGAAUGCAGGCGAUAUCUCGGCUUUCACCUAUGAGAAGACCCUUGUGAUGGAGCAACGCUCUCAGAUGCUGAAGCAGAUGCAGCUUUCUAAGACAGAACGGGAGAGAGAGAUUCAAAGCAUCUCAGAUGAAUCCCGGAAUUCCAUCAGGAGGAAGCCCUGCCGGGAGAAACCAACUCAAAGCAAUAAGUCACAAGUGCCAACUAUAAUUCUGGACGAGGAGGCUCAGCUGAUUCAUGACAGGAACACUAAGUCCCAUGCCACUCUGAAUGACAAGGCCAUGGCAACUUCUGACCGGGUCCAUAUGACCUGGACCAAAGAGAAGCUGAUUAGUGAGAGAAACCGCCUUCGGGAGGCUAACAUGACUGUGCGGGACAUCUUCAAUAUGAAACCUGAAUGGGAGAAUCUGGAUCAGACUAACGUGAGAAGAAUGCACACUGCAGUCAAACUGAACGAGGUUGUAGUCAACAAAUCCCAGGGAGCCCAGCUGGUGCUGCUGAACAUGCCAGGACCACCCAAAAACAAGGGCGGAGACGAGAACUACAUGGAGUUUCUGGAGGUCCUCACAGAGGGAUUGGACCGGGUGCUGCUGGUCCGAGGUAGCGGCAGGGAGGUCAUCACCAUUUACUCGUAGCAUCAUGCAGAAUCAGACACUGAGGAGAGUAUUUCUGUGAGGAGAGACUGUCCAGAGCUGCACAGAUACUGUACAGAUGGACUGAGGACAGGCAGUCCCACUCCAGCUGCAGGCCAGCGCAACACAUUUGAGGGUCCAAGAGGAUUCUUCUCAUUUAGCGCAGUCCACUCAUGAUCGGAUCGACAAACACAUUUUAAUACGAGGUGUAAACAGGGACCUUGGAUGUGGUCCUUAUUAAUCAUUUAAAUAAAGACAGGCCAAAGACUUAGAUUUAUCCCAUAAGACUUGCAGAGAGUGACAUCAGCUGACGUAUUGUGACUGUAAGGGACAGUGUUUGUAAUUUAUGUGUAUUAAAUGUAUAGUUUUGCAUCUCAUUCUUCUGCAUCGCAUUCUCCUGCUGAGCUUUAUGUACUGUGUGAUGUUAGUUCGAUUCAUACGAUUUUUGUAAGUUUUGAUAUCAGUGUUGCUCACAUUGCGGUAUGAGUAAAAUUAAGAUUAUAUCAUCAGCCAAAUCAUAUGGUUGAAAUCUGUCAGUACUUAAUGCAUAUUGCUUUUUCCCCUAAAAUGUUUAAUAUUUAGUAUUUUUUCAUGACAUGAAACCUUAUU
Messenger RNA from Sinocyclocheilus rhinocerous, 4064 nucleotides. Its product is annotated as solute carrier family 12 member 7-like. The transcript has 26 exons. The record is from RefSeq and is a predicted model, not a curated record. Gene Ontology annotation, molecular function: potassium:chloride symporter activity. Gene Ontology annotation, cellular component: plasma membrane. Gene Ontology annotation, biological process: cell volume homeostasis; chloride ion homeostasis; chemical synaptic transmission. NCBI's taxonomy places the organism in Eukaryota, Metazoa, Chordata, Actinopteri, Cypriniformes, Cyprinidae. The coding region runs from base 99 to 3458 and encodes 1119 amino acids.